Messenger RNA from Stegodyphus dumicola, 960 nucleotides. RefSeq lists its product as uncharacterized. The record is from RefSeq and is a predicted model, not a curated record. Lineage: Eukaryota; Metazoa; Arthropoda; Arachnida; Araneae; Eresidae.
AUGGUUCAAGACGAUUGUUUUGUGAAUGAAAAGGAUGAGAUAUUAAGAACUUUAGGAGUAUUCAAGGAUCAAUGUGGAAUCCUCAGACUAAAAACUAAACUUACCUUUCGUGAAGAUACAGAAGACUUUAAAAAGCCAGCUAUUCUUCCAUCCAAUCAUGAGGUUGUCAAGAGACUAAUGCGAUACUAUCAUGAGAAAAAUGCACAUGCUGGUACUCAAAUUUUAAUAAAUAUUCUACGAGAGAGAUUUUGGAAUCUGAAUGCUCGUAAAACUGUGAGAUCUAUCAUCAAUCAAUGCACAGUGUGUAGAAGAUUUUCUGAAAAGAACCUAGAAACUUGUACUGGGGCUCCUCCAGAAGAUAGAUUACGAGAAGCAGCUGUAUUUGAAAUCUGUGGAGUUGAUCUUGCGGGACCAGUAAUCCUGAAAGGCAACAAAAAAUCUUGGGUUUGUUUAUUCACCUGCGCUAUUUAUAGGGUAGUCCAUUUAAAGUUGGUUGAAUCGAUGUCUACCGAGAGUUUUCUACUAGCUCUUAGAAGAUUUAGAGCUCAUAGAGGACGGAGCAGAAUCAUAUACUGUGACAACGGAACCAAUUUUGUUGGUGCUUCAAAUGUACUUCAAGACUUAAACUGGAAGCAAAUCACUGAAGACACAUCUAUACCACCAAUUCAGUGGAAGUUCAACCCACCAACUGCCUCCUGGUGGGGAGGCUGGUGGGAGAGAUUGAUAGGAAUUCUUAAGAAAUUGCUGAGACGAGUAUUAGGAGGAGCUUCGCUAACUUCUGAAGAAAUGAACACGACUCUCUGUGACUGUGAAGCAGUAAUUAAUUCCCGUCCAUUGACAUAUGUAACUGAAAGUGAUGCUACUUUAAUGCCUUUAAGUCCAUCUCUAUUUCUGCAAGGUAAUCAAAUAAGUGGUGUUCCAGAUCUUGAUGACAUUGGGCAUAAAAGUCUUAAUAAGUGA